Camelina sativa (false flax) is the source of this 453-nucleotide messenger RNA. Its product is annotated as UPF0725 protein EMB2204-like. Lineage: Eukaryota; Viridiplantae; Streptophyta; Magnoliopsida; Brassicales; Brassicaceae. The record is from RefSeq and is a predicted model, not a curated record.
AUGAUUCCUCCGGAAAGCAGUGAUCGUGAAUCUGAUGGUUUCGAUUUUCCCAACGGUAACACUAACACUCGCCACCUGCGCCUUCGUCACUUCGAAUGUGGAGGCAAGUAUCCUAGCUAUCCUUUUCGUUCUUUGGUCAAGCUUUAUGCUAGGUUGGGGCUUCAUCGCUACAAUUUGUUGGAGGGGAAAAACUUGCAGCUUGAUAGCCUAGAGAGUUUCAACAUGAGCAUAACUGGCGGUCCUUCCUCUUACUACCUUAGUCUGGUUGCACGUGUUCCAGAUAGCGGUUUGCAGCAACCCUUUCAAGUUUUUGUUCAGGAAAGGAGUUUUGGCUUUCUAGACUUGGGGUGCCCUAUCGCUAGACCUCUAGUGACCACUAAGGAGCCUUUCCUGCGUCCUCAUAGCGAUCCACCACCACCUGAUGGUAUGUUUUUCAGUAAGAAAUUGCCUCGU